Aspergillus calidoustus is the source of this 1260-nucleotide messenger RNA. NCBI's taxonomy places the organism in Eukaryota, Fungi, Ascomycota, Eurotiomycetes, Eurotiales, Aspergillaceae. The record is from the annotation of a GenBank genome assembly.
AUGCCUACUGCUCUGGUGACGGGCGCCACAGGCCUGGCCGGAAAUGCAAUUGUUCAGCUUCUCUUGUCCAAGCCAGAAUGGACAAAGGUCAUCACAUUGUCCCGGUCUCGUCAGGUCCCUGCCCAUCCAAAGAACACUCAUCUAACCGUCGAUCUCUGCGGAGCCCCUCGCUCGAUUAUUGAAGCCAUCAAGGAUGACGUCCAGGGGCUAGAGUACGUGUUUUUCUGUGCGUAUCUGGCCGAUCCUAACCCCGACCGAGCGUACGAUCUCAACGUGCAAAUGCUACAAACCUUUAUUACCGCUCUACGCCGAUCCAGCGCCAUGGUGACUCUCAAGCGCGUUAUCCUCGUCACUGGCCUCAAGCAAUACGGCGUGCAACUGGGACGGCCGAAACUGCCGAUGCAUGAGACUGACCCCUGGCUGGAAGGGGACCCGUGGCCGAAGAAUUUCUACUACGGCCAACAGAAAACCCUGAUUGAGUCGGCCAGGGAGGAUGGCGAUGGCUGGUCAUGGGUCGUCACCUACCCGCAGGACAUUAUCGGGGUUGCCAGAGGAAACUUUAUGAAUCUGGCGACGGCGUUGGGGCUCUACCUCAGCGUAUCAGCAGCCUCGGGAGAUGGUGAGAUUCCAUUCCCAGGUGCUCGAGAGACUUACCUGGCGUUCAACUGCUGGACUUCGGCGAGGCUACAUGCUGAAUUCUGUGUCUGGGCUGCGCUUACACCUGCAGCCGGUAACCAGGGCUUCAAUGUCACCAACGGGGACACGGAGAGCUGGCAGCACCUGUGGCCCAAGCUCGUGCAGAGAUACAGUGGGAAGAUUCCGCCUGUGAUGUUUCCUGGUGGGGACACGGGGGCCUAUGGGGAUUUUGAGGCCUGGCAUUCCGUCUCACAGUUUACCCCCGCGAUCGCGAAACACGAAGAGAGGAUUGGACUGAAAGGGGAAUUUAGUGGGCGGCCGAAUGUGGUCCAUCAGCAGAUAGAUACGCUAAAGUGGUCGCAGCGGCCUGAGGUUAGAGCCAAGUGGGAGGAGCUCAGGGAGCGAUUUGGGCUGGAGCAGGAAACGUGGGAGAAGGCGACAUGGAGAUUUGCUACUUUCUUGCUCGGACGGGAGUUCUCGUGUGUUGUGAGCAUGAGCAAGGCAAGGAGACUUGGAUGGACAGGGUAUGUGGACACGUGGGAUGCGUUUGAGGAGACGCUUGAUGCUCUGGAGAGAGAGGGGAUAUUGCCUCCUGCCAAUAGAUUGAGAGAGGCAAAUCUCUAG